Gorilla gorilla gorilla (western lowland gorilla) is the source of this 2758-nucleotide messenger RNA. It is a transcript of the gene LCA5L, whose product is annotated as lebercilin LCA5 like. The transcript is spliced from 10 exons. Bases 724 to 2736 code for a protein of 670 amino acids. The record is from RefSeq and is a predicted model, not a curated record. Gene Ontology annotation, cellular component: axoneme. Gene Ontology annotation, biological process: intraciliary transport. NCBI's taxonomy places the organism in Eukaryota, Metazoa, Chordata, Mammalia, Primates, Hominidae.
CGCGGGAACAGCGCGGAGCAGGUAACGGCGCAGCUGCUGCCGUCGUCCCCCUCAGCCGCUUUCUCUGUUACAGCCCCAGCUCUGGGCCCUUCCGGACCCUCCUGCUACGCUCUUUCUGGGCUUCCAGUAUCGCCGGUCACUCAGUCCUCGCCCCUGCCUGCCUCGCUGGCGCCCCGCCGUUUCCUCCUCGCGGCACAUUCUGCCAAGGAACAGCUACCCCGGCUCGGCAGUGACCGGGCGCCCCGGCGACACACGUACUCUCAGGCCCGCUGGGCAGGGGGACGGCCUGGGCCGAGGUUUUUAAAAAUAUAUUCUUUCUUUAAAAAGAGACCAAAACCUGUCAAAAAAAAUACUACCAUGGAAAGCUCCUAAAUACUACAGUGUGAAGAACCCUGUGCUUAUCUUCAGUUUAUCAUCAGACAUCUUAGGGAAGUUUGAUAAAGAACACCAGUGAGGAGAUUGUGGACUGCCUAAUAUAUUUCAUCAGAAGAGAAGGCUGGAGAAUUAAGCAGAUGCAGCAAAAAGCAGAAACUGACUUCAAAAAAACCCUCUCAGUAGAGAAAGUGAUAUUAGAUUCCUAUUGCAAAGGAUCUAAUGCCAGUUAAAUUCUCUUUUGCUUUCUUGAUAAAACAGGAGAAUUGAGAAUUAAAUGAAAAGGUAAUCCUUUUAAAGACCUCAGAAGAUGGAUCUGUUUGUUUCAAUCUGCUUUUGAGGUUGUUUGCUAUGUCUUUGGCUGAUCUAACAAAAACAAAUAUAGAUGAGCAUUUCUCCAGCGUGGCAUUAGAAAACAAUAGGAGGUCUGCAGAAUGCAAGAGAAGCCCAGGCACAGGCGAUUUUUCACGGAACAGUAAUGCUUCCAAUAAGAGUGUUGAUUAUAGCAGAUCUCAGUGCUCCUGUGGAAGUUUAAGUUCUCAGUAUGAUUAUUCAGAAGACUUUCUCUGUGAUUGUUCAGAAAAGGCUAUUAAUAGAAAUUAUUUAAAGCAGCCUGUGGUAAAAGAAAAGGAGAAGAAAAAGUAUAAUGUUUCUAAAAUCUCCCAAUCUAAAGGCCAGAAGGAAAUCUCAGUUGAAAAAAAGCACACCUGGAAUGCAUCACUCUUUAAUUCUCAAAUCCAUAUGAUUGCCCAAAGAAGAGAUGCUAUGGCUCAUCGAAUACUCUCAGCAAGGCUUCAUAAAAUUAAAGGACUAAAAAAUGAAUUAGCUGAUAUGCAUCAUAAAUUGGAAGCCAUCCUUACAGAAAACCAAUUUUUGAAACAACUUCAGCUUAGGCAUUUGAAAGCUAUAGGAAAAUAUGAGAAUUCACAAAAUAAUCUACCUCAAAUUAUGGCUAAACAUCAGAAUGAAGUAAAAAAUUUAAGGCAACUACUUAGGAAAUCCCAGGAAAAGGAAAGAACUGUAUCUAGGAAACUUAGAGAAACUGACAGCCAGUUACUGAAGACUAAAGAUAGCUUGCAGGCACUGCAGAAACUUUCUGAAGACAAAAACCUUGCAGAAAGGGAAGAACUCACUCAUAAAUUAUCUAUUAUCACAACAAAAAUGGAUGCAAAUGACAAAAAAAUACAGAGCUUGGAAAAACAACUGAGGUUGAACAGCAGAGCCUUUAGCCGGCAGCUGGCUAUUGAGACUCGGAAGACUUUAGCAGCUCAGACAGCUACCAAGACUCUGCAUGUGGAAGUAAAACACCUUCAACAAAAACUUAAGGAAAAGGAUCGUGAGCUUGAAAUUAAAAACAUCUAUAGUCAUCGAAUACUUAAAAAUUUACACGACACAGAGGACUAUCCAAAAGUUUCUUCAACAAAAUCAGUCCAAGCAGACAGAAAAAGUUUGCCAUUCACAAGUAUGAGACACCAGGGAACCCAAAAAUCAGAUGUUCCACCUUUGACAACUAAGGGUAAAAAGGCAACAGGAAACAUUGAUCAUAAAGAAAAAUCAACUGAAAUAAAUCAUGAAAUUCCUCACUGUGUGAAUAAACUACCAAAGCAAGAGGAUCCUAAGAGAAAAUAUGAAGAUUUAUCAGGGGAAGAGAAACAUUUGGAAGUCCAAAUACUGCUGGAGAAUACUGGAAGACAAAAAGACAAAAAAGAAGACCAAGAAAAGAAAACCAUUUUUGUGAAAGAAGAGCAAGAACUACCACCAAAAAUAAUUGAAGUUAUUCAUCCUGAAAGAGAAAGCAAUCAAGAAGAUGUUCUAGUAAGAGAAAAGUUUAAAAGAAGCAUGCAGAGAAAUGGCGUGGAUGACACACUUGGCAAAGGCACUGCUCCCUACACGAAAGGCCCCCUCAGACAAAGAAGACAUUACUCAUUCACAGAAGCAACUGAAAACCUGCAUCAUGGGCUUCCUGCUUCAGGGGGGCCAGCCAAUGCCGGCAACAUGAGGUACAGUCAUAGUACAGGCAAGCAUCUCAGUAACAGAGAGGAAAUGGAGCUAGAGCAUUCUGACAGUGGGUAUGAGCCCUCAUUUGGUAAGUCUUCCAGAAUAAAAGUGAAGGAUACAACUUUCAGAGAUAAGAAAAGCAGUCUCAUGGAAGAACUCUUUGGAUCAGGCUAUGUCUUGAAAACUGACCAAUCAAGUCCUGGUGUUGCAAAAGGCUCAGAGGAGCCUUUGCAAAGUAAGGAGUCGCAUCCCCUGCCUCCCAGUCAGGCCUCCGCCAGCAAUGCUUUCGGAGACUCUAAAGUAACUGUGGUAAAUUCUAUUAAGCCAUCGUCACCCACAGAAGGAAAAAGAAAAAUAAUUAUUUAAAUAUAAUCAAUAUCCUAACGCA